AUGUCGUUCAUGUCCCGGAGUCCACGAGCACGCUUCGAUCCAUACGGCUGCUCGAGCUCUUCUGAGCACGGCCACUACUACGCGCAACGCAAACCCGCUUAUUCUGGACCAUGGAGCACUCUCCCUGACCGACUAAAGCGCUCAUAUUACAUGGAACAUGCCAGGAGACGUGAAUCACAGAUGGCAGAUAUUUUAAGACACGCUUGCCUAUUUCAAACUCCCGAGGGCCAGAAAAACUACCUUUCCGUCCUUCCGAUGCAAAUCCUCCACCGAAUCAUCAAGCACCUCUGCCAGGGUGAAAAGAUUGAAGUCCGUGGCGAUGUCACUGAUACUGACUCCGCUUCACAUGGUCGUGUCGCCGAGGCCAACAAGGCCGCUUUCAUGGCAACCUGCUGGAAAUCCUACUACAUUGCAAGGCCGACAUUCUAUUGGGAGGUGAAGUUUAUAUUUAGGACUCCCGAAGCCCUUCAUACCUUCACGGUGGUGGAGACGACGGCCGACAAAGAAAGAUUGGACUUUGUCAGGAACGUUGAAAUUGGUCCGCUGGCUCUACCGGCAUGGGAGGGAAAGUCGGAUUCUUUUGGGAAUCUGAGGGCCAGGGGCUUCAUUGGGGAUGACAACUUUGCGUCUGGCUACGAGGCGGAUGUCGAGGACAACGAAGACAGCCAUCAUGAAGAGUGA
This is a messenger RNA of Cladophialophora psammophila CBS 110553, 681 nucleotides long. RefSeq lists its product as uncharacterized. Lineage: Eukaryota; Fungi; Ascomycota; Eurotiomycetes; Chaetothyriales; Herpotrichiellaceae. Bases 1 to 681 code for a protein of 226 amino acids. The record is from RefSeq and is a predicted model, not a curated record. The transcript has a single exon.